This is a messenger RNA of Thrips palmi, 645 nucleotides long. RefSeq names its product DNA-directed RNA polymerase II subunit RPB9 (gene RpII15). The transcript has 5 exons. The coding region runs from base 136 to 534 and encodes 132 amino acids. Gene Ontology annotation, molecular function: DNA-directed RNA polymerase activity; nucleic acid binding; zinc ion binding. NCBI's taxonomy places the organism in Eukaryota, Metazoa, Arthropoda, Insecta, Thysanoptera, Thripidae. Gene Ontology annotation, cellular component: RNA polymerase II, core complex. The record is from RefSeq and is a predicted model, not a curated record. Gene Ontology annotation, biological process: transcription initiation at RNA polymerase II promoter; transcription-coupled nucleotide-excision repair; DNA-templated transcription.
UUUGUUCUUCUCCUACAACCGCAACAGCACACAGCACAACAACAACAACGAAGACGAAAAGAGCUUUCUGAAUCAAAUCUGUCAUCUCUUUGCGAGUUUUUAUUUUAGACUGCGUCCUCGUACAUACCAUUUGAGAUGACUUCUUUGUCGAAAUCUGGGUACGAUACCCAUGAUGACGGACCUGGCUUUGUCGGUAUAAGAUUCUGUCAGGAAUGCAACAAUAUGCUUUAUCCGAAAGAAGAUAAGGAAAAUAAGGUCCUGUUGUAUGCUUGCCGAAAUUGUGAUUACAAGCAACUGGCUGACAGCAACUGCAUCUAUGUCAACAAAAUUAUGCACGAAAUUGACGAGCUCACUCAUAUAGUGGCUGAUGUCAUAUCAGAUCCUACACUACCUAGGACAGAGGAACACCCUUGUCCCAAAUGUAAUCUUCGAGAAGCUGUAUUUUUCCAAGCUCAAACACGCCGCGCUGAGGAGGAGAUGAGACUAUACUAUGUAUGUACUAAUCAACUAUGCACCCACAGAUGGACAGAAUAGUUUGAUGUACAUUUUUAUCAUUAUUGAACAUAUUUAUUAAUCGUAUACUGUGACAUUUUGUGCAAUUCAUUUUUUCUUUCUAUUGUUUGAUUAAAUUGUGGUCUACUUUAA